UUAUAAAGAUGUUGAUCGAAUCAAGAGUAUUUAUUUUUCGAAAGGAUGGUUUAAAAUAACCUUAAAAACAAUAAACAUGGCGGAUUUAGGAAAAGAUCAGGAGAGACAUUGCCAUGAUCUCUUGAUAAAAUUAAAGAAAACUACAGAGAGUCUAUUAGCUAAUCAGUCUGCUCAGGGUCCUUGGGGAACAUAUGGGGCCUUACGACGCGUGUGUGAUGAUGCAGAGGCAAUAUUAAACCACCGUCUUAUAAAUAAAAAAGCUUCUUCAGAAACAUCUGGAGGUUUCUGGCCUUUCAUACAAGGCUUGAAGUGGCUAAGUCCAAACAUAGCCUCAGUGAUAGAGAAGAUCAAUCGCCUGAAACUAUCUCAUACAAUUGACAGUACAGAUGAUGGUAGAGCCUGGCUGAGAGAAUCAGUACAGGAUCAUUCUUUCAUUACCCAAUUAGAUAUUCUCACCUUUGACAUGGAUUAUCUACGCUGCCAUUAUUAUAAUGAUGCAUUCCUUUGUCAGGCAAGUUACAGGGAAGCCAUGAGACUAUGCUUUAAAGCAAUUGAGCUCAACAAGCCUGCACUUCUAGCUGAGAUAAGUCCACAGCUGCUGAAAUCGGGACAAGUAGAAUAUCCUAACACUGAUAGCAAAACAGAACCAGGCACUAGGUAUCAACUACGUCGGACGCAGUCAGAUUGGAAUACAACAGAUUCAAUAAUGGGAAACAAAAAUUCUCAUUUAAAUGUGCAUUACUCAUCUCAUCUCAGCUGCUCCAACAUGUCUCUGGCUGUUGAUCCAUCUCUUGGAGGGUCCAGCCUUUUGCAGCAGAAGAUCAUAUCUGGCCCGUGCUUUGUGUCAUCUUUAGACUCCCCGGGCCUCUUGGAGAACCUUGGCACCCACCCAAUCACAGACGCCAUGAGAAACAUCCAAUGCUCUAACAACAUCCAUCAUUUUUCACAGCAGCCUGAACAUAUCCAGAAACGCCAGUCUGUGCCCUCUCUUAGACAGCAGCAAAAUGUUUCCCUCAGGCCAUCUAGUCUAUCUAGGACUAGUCAAAGUGUUCUUAUACAUGAUCCUGGAAUAAAACCUGAAAAUUACGUCUGUGAAAAUAAUAAGUCUUCCGAAAUAAAAAAUAAUGACCCCCAGUCAAACCUCCAGAGAAAUGAUUCCCUUUCUAGCUUUGAAGAUAUUUCUAAUGAAGCAGAUUUCCUGCUCCGUCAAAAGUCUGACUCGUUGAAAAUGGACAUGGAAGAUUUUACACCUGAACUCAGAAAUUCACACUUCUCAGCUCUGACUAUGCUGGAGUCAUCAUUCCCAAGAGCAGAUACAAGCUAUAAAGCUUCUAGUCACAUAGAUAUUCAGAUAACAAGUCUUCCUCACAAAAACAGCAUAUCUUCUGGUUCAUCUCUUGGUCUAGGCAAUGCUUCUCAGAGGUCAGAGAGCUAUCAUAGUCAGCAAGAGUCUUUCAUAAAUAAUGGGUCCCAUGUGUCUCUGGGCACAGACACCCUGGAUUGCCCAAAUCUUCGUGAGAGCCCUAGCUGUGAUAAAUGUUCUGAAGGAUUCAAAGACUCUAUAAAUUCUGACGUUCUGGACCCGAAAAGUAGGCAAAGUAUGGGCAAACAGUCUCCAAAUAAGAAGUUGUGUGUGUCUAACUCUGAUUUGACGUUUGGAGGUGGAGACACCUUCAGCUCCAUUGAUAAAAAAUUAAGCUUUCUUGUGAAAUCAGAUCCUGCACUAAAUAACCAAGAUCCUCCCAUUGACAAUGGCAUUCCUCUUAUGUCUAGCUGGAGAAAUGAACCAUCAAGUCCUCGGCCGUGGUCAGAGCAAGAUCUAUAUAACCUGACAAGCCCAGGUACAUCCCCUGUUGUCAGAAGCUUGCGUGGGGCAUCCCAGGCAUCACAGUCUUCGGGAAAUGUUUACAUUCCACAAGGACUCCUGUCAGCCACUCCUACAGACGGAAGCAGCACAACGUCUGCUCAUUCCAUAGAAAAGGAAGCAGCACUGAAUGAUGUUUCCAACAACAGCUUAAUGGACAAGGCAAAAUAUUUUCCUUCAACGUCGGAUGCUUCCCUGCAUAAAAAGAUGGGCCACAAACGUUGGGUAUCAGAUACAAGUGCAAUUACCAUAGAAGGGCAGUCAUCAGAGAAGACCUCAAGGGCUGGUCCUCAGUCUUCAUCAGUGUCCAACAGCAAUUACGUCAAAGCUGCUGCUAGAUUGGCUCACCAAGCUAAUGGCUGCAAAGCAUCCGGCUGGGAGACAGAGAGCUACCAGAGUGCCUUGACCAAACCAACGGAGGGUCAGAGCUUAAUCAGCUACCUGACGUCUCAAGACUUCAACACAUGCGCCAACUUAGAAAAGGAGAAUGCUCACUUCCACAUAUCAGAAGCUCUGAUUGCAGCUUUUGAGUCAAUGAAAUGGAACCGUAUGAUGCAAAAGCAAGCCAGCGGUCGCAAGAGCUCUUCGUCUUCAUCCUCCUCCGAUGAAGAAAUACAUGCGUUAAGGCAGCGAAUUCGGAUAAGGAAACGAGAAAAGUUUCUGGAGAAAUCUCAACCAUUUCCUUCUGUGAGUGAUGGUGUUCCAGAUGCUGUCACUACUAGUCAGAGUGCCUCAUCACCUGCGAACUCAUCUCAGGAUGUCUCUUCAAUGUCAGAAGAGUGCAAUGAAGAUGAAGAAGAUGGCCAAGACAUUGAUCUGCCCAUGUCCUGUGAUGGUCAGUCUAACUUGGCUCAACUUCGAUCUAGCGGGCUGACACUGUCCAUGGCCUCCCUGUAUUCAGAUGCUGAACUGGCUCGCAGUAAUAAGCAGAUAGUUAAAAUUAAUGCUGUGGAGGAAUCACUAAACCCAGGGUCUGCUGAAUAUAUUGCCAUUUCAUUGCUGAAAAAAUUCUCAGAGAAACAUCUCCCUAAGGCGUCAGAACUUGAGUGGCUGGUGAAUGAAGUUGAUGUCCCUCAGUCACUACUUCCCUUGCCUGCGUCAAUUCCUAUUUCACCAGACGAUGCUGAUAAUGGAGAUUUGGCCACACCAAAUAAGACACGACUUAGAGGCAACAUGGAGUGGGCACCACCAAGGCAGCAGAUUAUAUUCAGUAUACAUACCCCAGAGAAGCGUGAAACAGUUAUGAGUCGACAGAACUACAGAUGUGCUGGAUGUGGUAAAAAAAUUGAUCGAGCUUUCAUGAAAAGGUGUAGGUACUGUGUAUACCUCGGCAAGUAUUUCUGCCCGUGCUGCCACAGCUCAGAGUUGUCAGUCAUCCCUGGUUAUGUUCUAGAACGCUGGGACUUCACCCGCUAUCCAAUCUCCACCUUUUCGCAAUCUUUGCUGGAGAAGAUAUGGUCAGAGCCCCUGUUUCACUUGGAAACCAUCAACCCUAUUCUGUAUAAGAGGGUUAGGGUCCUGGAGAGCAUCAAAGAGAGUCGUCAGCAGCUGGUCCACCUUCACUCUCUUCUUGUAGUCUGCAAGAGAGAUCCUAAGGUAUUAAAAGAAAUGCAAGCUCUUCCUUCCCAUUGGUUAAGCAACGAUGACUCAUACUCUAUGGCAGAUUUUAUGGAGGUUAAAUCUGGAACUAUGCUGCAGCGCAUCAGAAUCUUUAUCAAUCUGGCUGUCAAUCACAUACGAGACUGCCAGUUGUGCCAAGGGCUAGGCUUUCUGUGUGGAAUGUGUCAGGACAAAAAAGUUAUCUUUCCUUUCCAACUAGAGUCAGUGGUCACAUGUCAAGUGUGUCAAUCUUGCUAUCACAGAGAUUGUUUUGUGCCAGAGAAAUGUCCCAAAUGUAUUCGAAGAGAAGCGAGAAGAAAAGUCCUCCAAGAGUCUAUAUCCCCUGACAGUCCAGACUCUGGAAAUGAGGACAGCACAUGUUCGGACAAGACCUUGGUCUCAGGUGGAAGUCCCCAGAGUGGCAGCGCAGAUGAGCUGAGAUAAUUUUGGCUUAAUCUAAGCAACUAAUAAAACAAGUUGAAUGUUUUCAUCAAAGUCUUCCUCUCUUCAAAUGUCCACAUUUUAUUGAAACCUAAACUGAGGUUUCAAUUACAAACCUUAUAGCAAAAAUAAUAUAUCUAUUUUAUAACUAAACGUACCAGUACAUGUAAUCUAGAUAACAUAAAUGCCAUCAUAUUUAUUUCAAAAAAAAUAAAAACAUUUCGUAUUGCUUUUCUUCCAAUGCUUUAAACAAAUAAGAUCUUUUCAUCACAUAAAAGUCUUCCAUAACAUUGUAGAAAUCUUUAAUAUGAUGCACUUGGUAGUAUGUUCUUUCAUCUGUAUAAAGUUCAUAGUUCAGUGAAAUCAUUAAUCCACAUGCUUGGCAGUACGGGAGAUUAUUAUAAUUUAUAUAUAGUCUUACUUUACAACGCGAUUGCUCCACAUGGUAUGUAGUAGUCAGUGUCAGUGUUUCUGGCUAUGAAAUAAAGUGGAUUGCAAAGAAGAAAGACAAGCAAAACAACUCUGAGCAAUUACAGAUAAUAGUCCCAACCUACCCUUUGCCUUAAAUGCUGUUUGAUUUUCAAAGCAAAGUUUGGACCCCACAGCCAUCUUCGAUUUCAGAUCUUGAAUGUGUGAUCUCUCUUGCUUUGUGUAAAAAUAAAGUUCAAUACUUUCAUAAGCCAAGGUAUGGUGGCCUGGCCAUGAGAUAUAACUUUAACUUGUCAUGAUGGUGGUGAGUUUACCCAUCUUCGGAGGGUUUGACUUUCAUUUCUGAUUGAGUGUGAAAAUUUAAUUUAAAAAUGUAAUAUAAUAAAACAUUUGACCCUUCACAGGCUAGUCAAGUAUUUUAAAAAAAGAUUUAUAUAUAUAUAUUCAUUUUAAUUUCCUUUGCACUUCCAAACUGUUUGAUUCUGCUAGUUCUUCUUUGUACAAAUAACCCUUUAAACUUAAGAUGAUGCUAUGUUCAAGUGUUAGCUUAUUGCUUACUGUCACAUUUAUUGUUGAUCCUACAAAUAUUUCAGUUAUAUAAGCUCGCCUCAAGCAAAGUGGGUCAAUGUAUGCUCUCUGGAGAGGAAAAUCAAAUAAUUUGAAUUAUUCCUAUUUUAAAAUGUUAUAGGCUUUACAACUGUCUACAAAUUGAACUGAGGAUAUUAUUUAAGAACAGAGCGUUAAAGUAUCGUUAAAGGUUAGGCAUACCUAAAAAUACCGAUUUACAAUGAUUGAAACAACUAGCCAAAGUUUUUAAGUCACAGAUCAUGCCCAUUAAAAAUGUCAUCCAUUGAAAAUGUCAUCCAUUGAAAAUGUCAUCCAUUGAGCAAUGUUUUGCUUCACCUUCCUAAUAUUUUUGAGGUGCCCAUGUCUUUCACUUUAAACUUUGAACUUCAUGUUUCAUGACUGCUCAUUUUUUUAAUCAUUGAAAUAUACAAUUUUUUGUUCACUCAAGUCACCUAAUUUAUUAAUAACAGUUCAUUUAAAUGUGCUAACAUAUUUGUAUAGCUCUGUUGCAAGCCAUUUGUGUAAUGAAAAAACAUUAUUUAUAUUUUAACAUAACAUUCCACUUUAUUAUAUGUAUUUUUAUUCGAGUAUGUCAGUUAUUGGAUAUGUUGUGAGUUCACAUCUUACAUUGGGUGUUGGAAUGAGAAUUAGUCAUGUCUUCAUAUUUUUGGAAAUGUUCAUAAUUGUUGUUUUUUUAUUCUGUGAUAUGAUGAUUUAUUAAAAAAAAUGCAAACAA
Molecule: messenger RNA, 5636 nt
Organism: Biomphalaria glabrata
Lineage: Eukaryota; Metazoa; Mollusca; Gastropoda; Planorbidae
Product: run domain Beclin-1-interacting and cysteine-rich domain-containing protein-like
Exons: 23
Coding region: 77-3907 (1276 amino acids)
Cellular component (GO): intracellular membrane-bounded organelle
Molecular function (GO): phosphatidylinositol phosphate binding
Source: RefSeq, a predicted model, not a curated record